This is a messenger RNA of Eufriesea mexicana, 1929 nucleotides long. Its product is annotated as kin of IRRE-like protein 2. The record is from RefSeq and is a predicted model, not a curated record. Gene Ontology annotation, molecular function: cell adhesion molecule binding. Gene Ontology annotation, biological process: cell-cell adhesion. The transcript is spliced from 11 exons. Lineage: Eukaryota; Metazoa; Arthropoda; Insecta; Hymenoptera; Apidae. Gene Ontology annotation, cellular component: plasma membrane; cell-cell junction. Bases 10 to 1899 code for a protein of 629 amino acids.
CCGAUCGGCAUGCACCUGAACAAGUACGAGUGGGUAGGACGGCCAGACAUCGGCGACUGUUCCCUGUGGGUCAGGUCGGCGAAUCUGGAGUUCGACGACGGCCUCUGGCAGUGCCAGGUGACAGCCAGCGACUUCACGACGCAGGACGCGUUGGCAUCGGAACCAGCGAGGCUGGUCGUCAGAGUCAGUCCUCAGCGACCGCAGAUAGAGUACGCGGAUCGUCUAAUUCGACCCGGCAGCAACGUGACAGCCCGAGCAGGUGAGAUGGCUACGCUCACUUGCAGAGCGCGGUAUGGGAAUCCUUCGCCUCUAAUUAAAUGGUACGUGGGCGAGACCGAGGUAAGGACUCUGAGGCCUCAGGUAAACUCCACGGAGAUAGAUAAUCCCCGCACUUGGUCGACCUACAGCAUCUGCGACAUCAUGGCCGAACGCUCGCACUACGGGCAGCCGAUUCGCUGCGUCGCCAUCCAUCCGGCCUACGACAACGCGGCCAUGUCCCUCAGCACGGAGGUCAGGUUCGACGUCAGAUACGCGCCCGAGACCAGGCUGGUCGGUGUGCCGACCGGGCAGCUCGAGGAGGGUCGGGACCAGCUGGAGAUUCGAUGUCUAGCCGACGCGAAUCCACCGGCCACGAUCCGCUGGAAGAGGACGAAGAGCCCUGGAGUGACCGAGGUGGCCAGCAUCGGGGAGACGCUGCUAUUCUCGCCGAUCUAUAGGAAUCACGCGGCCGUUUAUAUCUGCGAAGCGGGCAACGCCGAGGGUGAAAGCAGCCCUGUGUCCGUUCAAGUGUCCGUCAAUUAUCCGCCGACGAUCAGCUCGGUGGGGCCGGAUCGGCUGACUACGGCGUUACUCUUUUCCGGAGCCUCGUUCGAGUGCAACGCCGACGCAAUGCCACCGGCUGAAUACAGGUGGGCCCAGAUCUUCACCGAUGGUCGGAUGCCGUUGGAAUGCGGUACCGGGCAGCGAUUGAUCCUGACGAACGUGACGUACGAGCAACAGGGUCAAUACAUAUGUCUGGCCUCGAACAAGAUCAAUGGGAACGUCAGGGAGGUUAAAAGUGACCCUGUGUUCCUGCAAGUGGUCGGUGCACCCAGGGUGGUGAAACCGGCCAUCACGGAGAAGUUUGUCGUGGCAACGACCGAAGGGAGCCCGGCGAAAUUAGAGAUCAGACUGUGUUCCGACCCGAAGCCCCGGCUCGUGGCUUGGGAAUGGGGCAGCACCAGACUCCACGCCGGUGAAGUUCUGGAGUCGCGUUAUCGGGCGUUGGAUCUGGAACCAUUGGAGGUGGAGGAUUGUUAUAUAGCCGUUUUGGAACUGACUAGCACGGUCAAGGAGGAUCAGAGAGUGUACCAUGUAAUCGUGGAGAACGAUCGUGGAAGCGAUCGCAGGGCCCUGAUGUUGAGAGUCGACGAACCGGGCCAGAUUCCACUCGUUAUCGGCGCUGUCGCUGGGUUUACGGUGCUCUCGGUGCUGGUAAUGGGAUUCGUUUGUUUCCUACGCUCGGAUAGAUGUUGCGUGGCCAGAAAUACGGUGCCUGCGCUGCAGCAAGUGCAUUGCACGAAGGCCUCGAACACCAUGAUAGAGGAUUCCCGUUUAGCGGUGGACACGAUGGAACGUGGUAGCCAACAGUAUGCGUCGGAAAAACGACCGAAUCACGUUCUAAAACCCGUGCCGUCGCAGCAGUAUCAACAAGAGUGUUACCAGCACGAUCCACCGCACCAACAGCAACAUUAUCAGAGGCAUCAUCAUCAUCAUCACGGACAGCCUCACGGACCACCGUACACGCUUCAGGGGGAGCAGCUGUUUCUCAAACCAGAUCGUUUAGCAACCCUGAAGCCUCACUGCAAGAUCGAGAAGCCGCCGCAAUACACGACGUUCAAGCCGAGCUCGAACAACUGAAGAUUUUACUAUUUCUAUUUUCUAUUGAUG